CCUGAUGUGAACAGAAGGAGGGAGCGAGAGAGUGAGUAUAAAAGCAGCAGCUGCAGAAUGAACUCCACAACCAACAACAGAGCCAAGAAGAUCUCCAAAACUACACAACUCUACACAACUAAAACUAUCCCGAGACGACCAGAAAAUGGAAGCAGAUAAGCAGAAAGUACAGUGUGAGAAGGUUCAGGUCACAGACAGUGAUCUGUCUGAGCAGAUAAAGGCCGUGACUAAAGAAAGCCACGUCCGAGCCGAGAACACACAACUGAUGCUGAGCUUCCAGAAAGCGAACAUCAGCCUGCAGCAGUAUAAGCUCCUGCUGUGCUCCUUGUAUAAGAUCUACGAAGCUUUAGAAGAGGAACUGGACAGGAACGCAUCUCAUGAAAGUGUGGCACCAAUUUACUUUCCUCAGGAACUGGGCAGGAUGGAGGCCCUCAAGAAAGAUCUGGAGCACUUUUAUGGACAGGACUGGAGAGAGAAGAUGAUCGUACCGUCUGCUACGCUGAGAUACGCUCAGGGGUUGAGAGAGAUUGGCAGCGAGCAUCCUGAACGCCUCGUGGCUCACGCUUACACUCGCUACCUGGGUGACCUGUCAGGUGGCCAGGUGUUGGGCCGUAUUACCCAGAAGGCUUUAGGACUGAAGAACGGGGAGGGUUUGGCGUUCUUCACGUUUCCUGCCGUCAGCAGCCCGAAUCUGUUCAAGCAGCUGUACAGAAGCAGGAUGAACAGCAUCGAGCUGACAGAGACGCAGAGAGAGGGAGUGCUGGAGGAAGCUGUCAGAGCCUUCGAGUACAACAUCCAGGUUUUUGAUGAUCUCCAGAACUUGGUGAGCAUCUCAGAGAAGAAUGAACUGAGGCAGAGAAACAAAACACACAACCACGAGACACCAGAUGUCAGAGUGAAUCAGAGCUCAGCGCUGUCCUCCUCACUGACAUCCCCUUCUCAGCUGCUCAGGAUGCUCCUCGGUGUGUGUUUCGCUCUGGCAGUCGGAAUGGGAAUGUAUGUGCUUUAAAGACUGUGAUAUGCAAACGGAUAUAAAGUGACGAGUCGAGGCGAAAUUCCCUGAUCAGGAAAAAUCUCUGUAUACGUCCAGAAUGCACUUUUUGAAAUCAUUUUUUAGGAAUAUUUUCUUAUGUUUUAAACACUGUUUAAUAAUAAUAAUAAUAAUAAUAAUAAUAAUAAUAAUAAUUAUUAUUAUUAUUAUUAUUAUUAUUAUUAUUAUUGGACUUAUUCUGAUUACUUAAAUAGGAUAAACAUGGUCAGUGUUAGUGUUUUAACCAGAUAAUGUUUUGUACAGGAUAUGAGUAAAUAAGUAAAAUAUUAAAUACAUGUAAAUAUUUGCAGAAUAUUACUAUGUAGAUAUUUUGGCUAUUUUUUAAUAAAAUGUGGAAUAAAACAAAAACAAUCUCAUAUUGCUAUUUAUUUGUACAUGAGACUGUGAUUUUAUGGGUUUGGUAAAAUCUCAGACAGAUUAGAGUUAAGAAGCGGGAGGAAAGGAUGCACAAUUUUCAGUUUUUUUAAAUAAAUCUUUUUGAAAAAGCA
This is a messenger RNA of Tachysurus fulvidraco (yellow catfish), 1539 nucleotides long. RefSeq names its product heme oxygenase-like. Gene Ontology annotation, molecular function: heme oxygenase (decyclizing) activity; heme binding. The coding region runs from base 146 to 1009 and encodes 287 amino acids. The transcript has 7 exons. The record is from RefSeq and is a predicted model, not a curated record. NCBI's taxonomy places the organism in Eukaryota, Metazoa, Chordata, Actinopteri, Siluriformes, Bagridae. Gene Ontology annotation, biological process: heme catabolic process; response to oxidative stress; heme oxidation.